UCGCGUAUGCUGACGUAGUUGCAGGCAGCCCAACGAGCAUCGAGCGUUCGCGGACAGAUCCUUAGCGGCUUUGAAGACCUGGAAGCCAUCUUCCAAGAUGUUGAAUUCUUCCUCGCAACGUUUCCCUAGGAUGAGAAUAUCCGAAAAGCUGCAGUGGACGUGGUCACUUGUGUACUAGCAGCCAUGGAGCAGGUCAUUGGGUUCUAUAUCAAAGGAGCCCAGAAGAAAUUGGGAUAGGCUGUCUUCAAAGGAGAAGAGUAUCAGAAUAGCAUCCUGGAGAGCCUCGCUGCUAUGAAGGCUUCAAGCUGGACUCUUAUUCACAAAGCGAGAAACUCGUCCAUGGGUAAUAUACGGUGGGUUUUCGAGAACACGCUUCGAGCGUGGAAUGAAAUGCGCCGAGCGCAACAAGAGCUCAUGAGGAGACAAGAGAAGCAGAUUCAUCAAGGACUGGAGACCAACAGGAACGUGGUUGAAGUCAAGGAAGUAGUCCUAAAGACUGAGGAAGGUAUCGUGGAGAUAGGUGAAGGCAUAAACUCGAUAAAGGACCUGUUUGAUAUGCAAUGCCGGCGCUAUGAAAUAGGGCGUGCGCAGGAUGAGAGACGGCACCAAGACCAGCUUACAGCCGUCAGACGCGAGAUCUCCACGUUGAUGGUUGAACGCGAGCAUUUGCGGAGCUGCACACCUGCACCAGGGCCUUCAAUGAUAACUCAUAUCCCUCCCGCUCCGGUGACAGAAUGGUACAUCAACCCACAAGAGCUCUGGCGCCUGCUCAACAUCUCCAGCCUGGACAUCGAGGAUAUGCAGUUCAUCGAAGAACGGAGAGAGCGGUUUCCGAGCAAGGACCGCGCACGAGCGGAACAGGUGGUCCGGACACAUCAGUUCAAUAACUGGAUCAUUGCGCCUACAUCAACCAAGCUGCUCGUGCACAGCGACUUCGGUGGAACCCAAUACGUCUCUCCUCUCUCUCUCUUUUGUUCGACACUGAGCCAACAUCUCCAGCGCAAAGAGAACUUCAUUUCGCUCGUCUUCUUCUGUGGCCGUCACGUGGAAAAGAGAGACGGCGCAUCUUUCGGAGGCACAGCCAUGGUGAAGAGUCUAAUCGCGCAACUACUACUCUGCCAACAACACCUCGAUACGCGUCACAUCCAUUACGAAGUCAGUCUCAACGAGGUGCAGAGCGGCGAUCUCAACGCCCUCUGUAGUUUUUUCAUAUGCCUGCUUCGUCGGCUACCCAAAGCCGUCACUGUUUUCUGCUUGAUUGAUGGCAUCGGCUACUACGAGCGGGACGAAACGAGGGCUGGUAUGCUUCAAGCCCUUGAAUGUGUGCUGCGCGCUACAUUUGACAAGAGCGUUCCCGCGGUGGUAAAAGUGCUCGCGACAAGCGUUUCGUCGACUCACAAGGUUCGGGGAUACUUUCAUAAAGAUGAGAUCUUGUCGAUGGUGGCGAUGGCGCGAGGGGGAGGUGCGCCUAGUGGACAACGCCUGGAGCGACACUUGAGCGGCGGCAUAAACCACAUGGGCCACCAAGAACAUACGUAGGCUAGAUCUGGAUCCCACGUCAUCCUAGUUGAUAUCAUUGGCCCCAUAUGCUG
Trematosphaeria pertusa is the source of this 1592-nucleotide messenger RNA. RefSeq lists its product as uncharacterized. The transcript has 4 exons. The coding region runs from base 292 to 1539 and encodes 415 amino acids. Lineage: Eukaryota; Fungi; Ascomycota; Dothideomycetes; Pleosporales; Trematosphaeriaceae. The record is from RefSeq and is a predicted model, not a curated record.